Stegodyphus dumicola is the source of this 3419-nucleotide messenger RNA. RefSeq names its product coatomer subunit beta' (gene beta'COP). Gene Ontology annotation, cellular component: COPI vesicle coat. Gene Ontology annotation, molecular function: structural molecule activity; protein binding. The record is from RefSeq and is a predicted model, not a curated record. Gene Ontology annotation, biological process: intracellular protein transport; retrograde vesicle-mediated transport, Golgi to endoplasmic reticulum; intra-Golgi vesicle-mediated transport. NCBI's taxonomy places the organism in Eukaryota, Metazoa, Arthropoda, Arachnida, Araneae, Eresidae.
ACAGGUUUUUAUGCUAUGAAGAUAUCUCUUUUACAGCCGUUGAAACUUGAUGUGAAAAGAAAGCUGCUAGCCCGUUCAGACAGGGUAAAAUGUGUAGAUCUGCAUCCUUCUGAACCAUGGAUGCUUGCUAGUUUGUAUAAUGGAAAUGUGCAUGUUUGGAAUCAUGAAUCACAACAACUAGUCAAGUCUUUUGAAGUUUGUGAUUUACCUGUUCGAGCUGCUAAAUUUGUACCCAGGAAAAAUUGGAUUAUUACAGGAUCUGAUGACAUGCAGAUAAGAAUAUUCAACUAUAACACACUGGAGAGAGUGCACAUAUUUGAAGCACAUUCAGAUUACAUCCGUUCUAUAGUGAUACAUCCUACUCAACCUUUCAUAUUAACAUCAAGCGAUGAUAUGUUGAUAAAGCUGUGGAAUUGGGAUAAACAAUUUACAUGCACACAAGUUUUUGAAGGACAUACUCAUUAUAUCAUGCAAAUUGUUAUCAACCCGAAGGAUAAUAAUACAUUUGCUAGUGCUUCUCUAGAUCGCACUGUAAAGGUUUGGCAGCUAGGUUCCAGUGCACCAAAUUUCACAUUAGAAGGACAUGAAAAAGGUGUGAACUGUGUUGAUUACUACCAUGGAGGUGAUAAGCCUUAUUUGAUAUCUGGUGCAGAUGACAGAUUAGUAAAAAUAUGGGAUUAUCAGAAUAAAACCUGCAUUCAAACUCUAGAGGGUCAUGCUUUGAAUAUAUCAGCUGUGACAUUUCAUCCUGAAUUACCCAUUAUAAUGACUGGCUCAGAAGAUGGGACUGUUCGAAUUUGGCAUGCCAACACAUAUCGCCUUGAAAGUACACUAAAUUACAGUUUGGAAAGAGUUUGGACUAUUGCAUGCUUGAAAGGAUCAAACAGUGUAGCUUUUGGUUAUGAUGAAGGAAGUAUUAUAAUCAAGCUUGGUCGUGAAGAGCCUGCUAUGUCAAUGGAUAGUUCUGGAAAAAUUAUUUGGGCUAAACAUUCCGAAUUACAACAAGCAAAUCUUAAAGCUAUGACAGAUGCUGACAUUAAAGAUGGAGAAAGAUUACCUCUGGUUGUUAAAGACAUGGGAAGCUGUGAGAUAUACCCUCAAACUAUAUCUCAUAAUCCAAAUGGGAGGUUUGUUGUUGUUUGUGGAGAUGGGGAAUAUAUCAUUUAUACUGCCAUGGCAUUGAGAAAUAAGAGCUUUGGCACUGCCCAAGAAUUUGUAUGGGCAUUGGAUUCAUCUGAAUAUGCAGUUAAGGAAAAUGCAACUUCUAUUAAAAUAUUCAAGAACUUUAAGGAAAAAAAAGUUUUCAAACCAGAAUAUGGAGCAGAAGUGAUAUUCGGUGGCCAUAUGCUUGGGGUAAAAUCUAUAAGUGGACUGGCCUUUUAUGAUUGGGAAAGUCUGGAUUUGAUACGUCGGAUAGAGAUACAACCAAAGCAUGUAUAUUGGUCAGAAAAUGGAGAGCUUGUGUGCAUUGCUACUGAAGACUCAUUCUACAUUCUUAAAUAUAAUGCUGAAGCUGUAAGUAAAGCAAAACAUUUUAAAACAACGAUUUCUGAAGAUGGCAUAGAGGAAGCCUUUGAUGUCCUUGGUAUGCACUUAGAAAGUGUGAAAACAGGCCUUUGGAUUGGUGACUGUUUUAUAUAUACGAAUUCGGUAAACCGGUUGAAUUAUUAUGUAGGAGGUGAAAUAGUUACAAUAGCUCAUUUAGAUAGAGUUAUGUAUUUACUUGGUUACAUACCAAAAGACAGCAGAUUAUAUCUUGGUGAUAAAGAAUUAAAUGUUGUAUCUUACUCUCUUCUCCUUCCUGUUUUGGAAUAUCAGACUGCAGUUAUGAGAGGGGAUUUUGAAACUGCUCAUAGUGUUCUACCUUCAGUUCCAUAUGAACAGCGAACUCGGGUUGCUCACUUUUUAGAAAAGCAGGGUUUCAAAUCUCAAGCAUUAGUUGUGUCAACUGAUCCGGAUCAUAAGUUUGAACUAGCUCUCCAACUUGGAAAUCUGAAAGUAGCAUACAUGCUUGCAAAAGAUGCUAUGUCUGAGCAGAAAUGGAAGCAGCUGGCAGAGCUGGCAAUGUCCAAAUGUGAAUUUCAACUAGCUGAGGAAUGUUUGCAUUAUGCUAAAGAUUAUGGCGGACUGUUAUUGCUUGCCACAUCAUCAGGAAAUGCAAGCAUGGUUGAAAAAUUAGGACAGAGUGCAGAAUUGAGUGGAAUCAACAAUGUUGCUUUCAUAUCAUAUUUCUUACUUGGAAAGAAGGAAAAAGCACUUAAUAUGUUAGUGCAGACUGGUCGUUUACCAGAAGCUGCAUUUUUUGCUCGCACCUAUUUACCUAGUCAAGUAUCCAGAGUUGUCAAAUUAUGGAAGGAAAAUUUAAAUAAAGUAAAUGAAAAAGCAUCCCUUGCUUUAGCUGAUCCUGAGGAAUAUGAGAAUUUGUUCCCUGGUUUGAAUGAUGCUAUUAAGGCAGAACAAUUCAUGAAACAGAAUCAAGUUCGCCAGCCAGCUGCUAGCUACUCAACAACAGUUCCAACUUAUGAAAGAUGUCCCGUUGAAGAAAUGAAAGAAGCUGAAGCAGCAGGCAAGUUUGUGUAUAUUGCUGAUGAUGAUGCUACUGGAAGUUUACAUUCUUUAUCUGAGGGAGGAGGAGACGCAAACUGUUUCUCAGAACCUUUCAUAUCAACAUAUAAGGCAUCUGAAAGUUCUGCAAGUGAGCAGUUUUCUGGAUUAAAGUCUAAUACUAUUGCAACUGGAUCAUCUAAAGCAUAUGGGGCUGAAGAACAAAGUAAUUUCCACAAGGUAUCAUUAAAAUCCAAUUCAAAUGAAGAGUUUGUUCAGAUGAAGACAAAGACUGCUUCUGAAUCUACCAAAACUGUUACAGAAACAUCUGUUGCAGAAGAAAAUAAUGUUGACAGUUUUAAUAUAGAAGAUGGUGAUCUGGACUUGGAAUUUGAUAUAAAAAAUCUUAUUCUGGAUGAAAACAUCGAAAAUGAAGUCAACCUUGAUGAAGACCUAUUAAGUGAAGACUGAUUUAUACUAGCAUGUACUUUAGACUUUGUAUUAGAACUUUUGACUUCCAGAGAUUGGGGAACAGCAUAUCCAUUGCAUUUAAAGCAGAUACAUGAAUUGAUGAAAUUAAUUUAUUAUACUUCAACUUAAAUUGUUAAAAUAUUUUGCUUCUUAUUUAGUACUCAGACACUUUGGAUGUGUUUGGAUGUGUUACUCGUCAUAUGAAAACUUGACUUGAAACUCCAGUGAUUAGAUUAUUUAUAAGUGACAGACAUAAGUUUUUUGUUUGUAAUUGUUUUCUAGAGUUUUGUAAAUAUACUUGAUGCAACCUUUUAUGUUAUUUCUGUGAAGCCAUAUUUGACUGCAAUGGGCCUGUAAUAUUUUAUAAAAAGUGUUAUUCAAUAAAGAUGCAUUAUUUCUAAUAA